AUGACCUCAACCCCAACAAUCCUCCUCCUAGGAACAUGCGACACCAAACUCCCCGAACUCCUCUACACAAAAUCAGCCAUCCUCGCACAAGGACCAAGCAAAGUCCUAAUACUAGACAUCGGCCGAACCCCUUCUUCCUCCUCGGAAGUAGAUAUCAAACAAUCCGACCUCCUCAACACCCAAUUCCAACACAAUGAUGUCAAACAAACAUCUACCCCGCCACCACACCCACCGACAUCGGAAAAAUCAAAAGCAAAAGAAAUAAGUAACCUGGAUCGCGAUAGCUACAUCAAAACCCUAUCACCCUACGUAGCAGGGUAUAUAUCCAACCUAAACGCAGCUCGACAAAUCCACGCUGUUCUCGCUAUAGGCGGAUCAUGCGGCACGGCACUCGCUACCGCCGCCCUGCGCGACGGGUUACCAGUUGGAUUUCCGAAAUUGAUGGUUUCAACCAUGGCAUCUGGGGACGUUGGGCCUUAUAUUGGGGAAACUGAUAUCGCGAUGAUGUAUAGUGUUGUUGAUAUUGCGGGUCGGAAUCGAGUUUUGGAUACCGUGUUGCAGAAUGCGGCUGGUGCUGUUGCGGGCAUGGGGCGCGUUUAUUCAAGUCAGCAACUUGAACAGCAAGACUCGGAGGCUACUAGUUCUGUGAGGAUCGGAAUUUCCAUGUUCGGCGUCACGACGCCGGCUGUUACUACUGCUCGAAAGCAUCUCGAGUCUAUACUGCCCGGUUGCGAGGUUUAUGUUUUUCAUGCAACUGGGUCUGGGGGUCGAGCUAUGGAGAGACUUAUAUCUGAGGGACAGCUAGAUGCUGUGUUAGAUUUAACGACUACGGAGAUUGCGGAUGAGGUCGUGGGCGGAGUGCUGAGUGCUGGGCCGGACAGACUGGUUGCUGCGACGAAGAGGGAUAUACCGCGGGUGGUUAGUGUUGGUGCGUGUGACAUGGUGAAUUUUGGCACUUUUGAUUCGAUUCCGGAGAAAUUUGCGAAUGAUGGAGCGAAGCGGGUGUUUCAUCGGCAUAAUCCGACUGUUACGCUUAUGCGGACUACUGAGAAGGAAUGUCGGGAUAUCGCGAGGGUUAUCGCGAGGAAUAUUCGGGGUGCUUCGCGGACAAAGGUCUUGUUGCCGAUUGGGGGUGUGAGUAUGGUUGAUGUUCCUGGACAACCGUUUUGGAAUCCGGAUGUUGAUGGGGAUUUCUUCUCUGCUCUUGAAGAGGAACUGUGUGACAGUGAGAUAGAGAUUGUGAAGGAUGGGCGUGACAUUAAUCACCCGGAGCUUGCGAAACUUGCAGCAGAGAUGUUGAGAGAUUUGAUUAAAGUCUCGAUAUAG
Messenger RNA from Penicillium cosmopolitanum, 1326 nucleotides. RefSeq names its product Tm-1-like ATP-binding domain-containing protein. The transcript has a single exon. The record is from RefSeq and is a predicted model, not a curated record. Bases 1 to 1326 code for a protein of 441 amino acids. Lineage: Eukaryota; Fungi; Ascomycota; Eurotiomycetes; Eurotiales; Aspergillaceae.